This is a messenger RNA of Cuscuta campestris, 1937 nucleotides long. The record is from the annotation of a GenBank genome assembly. Lineage: Eukaryota; Viridiplantae; Streptophyta; Magnoliopsida; Solanales; Convolvulaceae.
GGCCGCCGUAAUUCCGUAAAAGUGUAAAACGGCUGCCGCCCUAUACACAACUCCUCGUCUGUUCUAUACUUCUAUGUCUGGCCUCCUGCUACUCCGCUUCUGCUCCUCCACAACAACCAUUCUCACUUUCCGGUAGCCUAACUCGCCGUCUUCACCCUCCCUCCGGUGUCUCCGACGGUUUGGAGGACCGCAUUUCAGGCGGUGGAAGUUUGGAACAGACAUUGAAGAGGAUGGGAGCCUUCUGCAACGACGACUUCACUUCCCUUCCGGCAUACAAUUUCACGUCGUUCCGAGAUCUGCGAUUCUCGAAGCAAGUCCAUGAUAACGUUCAUGGUAACAUCUACGUUGACCCGCUCCUUUUGAGGUUUAUUGAUACAGAGCAAUUCCAGAGGCUUCGUGAUCUUAAACAACUAGGUGUGGCAAACAUGGUUUAUCCAGGAGCUGUGCAUUCAAGAUUUGAGCAUUCACUUGGAGUUUAUUGGCUAGCUGGCGAAGCUAUUCAUAAGCUUAAAAGCCACCAAGGAUCAGAGCUUGACAUCGAUACUUUUGAUUUGCAAACAGUGAAACUUGCAGGUCUCCUGCAUGAUAUUGGGCAUGGACCGUUUAGUCAUAUGUUUGAACGCGAGUUUCUUCCUAGGGUCUCUAGUGGCUCAGAGUGGUGUCAUGAGCACAUGUCAGUGAGGAUGAUAGACCAUAUUGUUGAUGGGCACCAUAUCGAUAUUGACUCAGAAAUCAUUAAAAGAGUUAAGGAAUUGAUUCUUGCCAGUUCCAAAUAUGCUUUGCCAAGAAGUUCUAGAGAGAAGCAGUUCUUGUAUGAUAUUGUAGCGAAUGGAAGAAAUGGGAUUGAUGUUGACAAGUUUGAUUACAUUGUUAGAGACAGCCGGGCAUGUGGGCUGGGAUGCAAUUUCCAGUUUCAAAGAUUGACGGAGACAAUGAGAGUUAUGGGAGAUGAAAUAUGCUACCGCGCCAAAGAUUAUUUAACAAUACACAAGUUAUUUGCAACACGGGCUGAUCUGUACAGAACUGUCUAUACUCAUGCCAAAGUGAAGGCAAUAGAGCUCAUGGUUGUAGAUGCACUGGUGAAAGCAAAUGGUUACUUGCAUAUAUCAUCUUAUAUAGAGGAUCCUUCUGAAUAUUGGAAGCUAGAUGACACAAUAUUAAAAACUAUCGAGACAGCUCCCAACCCAGAGUUAAAGGAAUCUAGGGAAUUGAUCAGCCGAAUUAGGAGAAGGAAUUUGUACCAGUUCUGUAAUGAAUAUGCGGUUCCCAGAGACAAAAUAGAAUAUUUCAAAGAUGUCACCGCAAAAGAUAUUGUUUGCUCUCAGGUAGGUGCAGGGAAGUCUCUUGAUGAGGAUGAUAUUUCUGUAAGCAAUGUAAGGAUAGAUUUGACGCGUGGAAACCACAACCCUCUUGAGAACAUCAAGUUUUUCAAGGACUAUGAAAGUGAGGAGAAAUUCUCAAUAUCGGAUGAUCGGAUCAGCCAUUUGCUGCCAACAUCAUAUCAGGAUAUGAUAGUGAGAGUUUAUUCCAAAAAAAUGGAACUGGUAGGGGCCGUAUCAGAAGCGUUUGAGAAUUUUCAGCUGAAGACCUAUGGAAUCAAAGCUCAGGUUCAUCCAACCCCCGAGAAGAAAAAACGCCGCCGCAUAGAUGAUAAGUUAGUUUAGUCGCUCGCUCCCAUUGGUGUCUCUUCCAGAUCAGGUAUAUAGUUGCAUAAGUAUAUGCUGUGUGUGAUUUGAAAAAAGGUCUUGUCAUUUGAGCAAUUAGAGUUUUGAUUUGUGUAAAAUUAGGCUUGAAAUGCUCGUUAUAUAAUAUUUUGAUAUUAAUAAUGAUGUUAAGAGACUAGAGGAGGUUGGUUGAUUAGUUAAGUCAACUUUGGAUAGUUGAGGGAUGAAGACCCUAAUUUUCAAAAGCACUAUAAUUCCCAGCUUGGAAAAAGG